Messenger RNA from Cuculus canorus (common cuckoo), 3535 nucleotides. It is a transcript of the gene CORO1C, whose product is annotated as coronin 1C. Lineage: Eukaryota; Metazoa; Chordata; Aves; Cuculiformes; Cuculidae. The transcript is spliced from 11 exons. Bases 296 to 3115 code for a protein of 939 amino acids. Gene Ontology annotation, molecular function: actin filament binding. The record is from RefSeq and is a predicted model, not a curated record. Gene Ontology annotation, biological process: neural crest cell migration; actin filament organization.
ACCAGCGUAGCAUCAACUCUGACAGCUGUUGUGUCAGGAGAGAGCCUCCUGCCCUGCCGCAGAGGAUGGGCUCCAUCGCGCCAACGUGCAUUUUCAUCUCUGCUGGCCAUGAGGCUAAAAAACGCCGAUUCACAUGACCCAGGCACGGAGGCUUCCAAACUGCCUCCGUCUCUCCCAGUAGUGGAGGAAGGAGAAGGCGGUGCUGAAAGUCUGUCGAGACCCAAGGUGGGAAGAAACCUUACUGGCCAGUUUGAAAGCAUUUGGACCAGGAAUUACAGUGACCGAGCUCCCGGCCAUGGAAGCCUCCACCUGGCAGUACUAUGGAUAUUUACAGGAUGAGACAAGUAAGACGAGGGGGAGAGACUGCGCUGCUUCCCGGGGAGCCUCUGCAGGGACGUGCGAGGAUUGUACCCUUGGACAGGAGGGCCUGGGGCACAGGCGGGAGAGGAGGGACCUUCCUGACCCUGGCAGUGACACGCAAGCCCCUGCCAAGAAAUCAGAGAUGCGGAGCAGUGGGCAGAGAGGACAGUGUGGGCUGGCAGGGAACCUGGGCUUGGAAGACUAUCCCAUGUGGAAAGGGAGCAGGAGCAGGGAGGAGGGAGAAGCCCCUCCGAAGGUGUACGAAAUGGAGGUGGGGCACGGGCGAGCGGGCACGGGCAGGACGGUGAAGCCGGUGGUGUACAGGCUGGAGGAGAGUGAGUACAGGCGCCUGAUUGAAGAAGCAGAAGCAGAACCUGAAGAGGAAUGGGAGGCGACAGAGUACAAGGUACCUGUGAUGCAGGAGAGCUGCCCAGGUGAUGGGAAGGUGGCAAGUCCGAGCCUAAACAGACUCAAUGCUUUCCAGGGAGUCCUGAGGAGGCAGUUAAGCCGUUCGGACUCUGAAAGCAGUGCAGAGAACAGGCAAGUGAAUAAACUGACCCUGAACUCUCCCUCGGAGGGAAACAAGCCGAGUGUCCCCAUCAGGUCAGAUAGCUUUGAGCGAAAUGCCAUGCUCAUGGAUUACAUUUUGCAAAGCAAACAGGAGGCAACAACAUCUGUUUCCUACGUCCCCAGAGAAAGCAGCAAGGCAGCUGAAAGCUUCAGGCAGACAGCAAGCUUUGUCCCCCAGCCUGACGGCGCUCCGGACCUUUGCCAGAAUGGCCAGACUGGCGAGGAGGAUCCGGCCAGGAAGCCCGAGCCAGACAAGCAGGUAGUGAAGAGCCUCGAGAGAACGGUCUCUGCGGUUGCAAAUUAUGCUUCGGUGGCUAGAGACACUGGAAAGCUUUCGAGACAGAGCAGCAGCCAGCUCCUUGAGAGCAUGGAAUGGCUUGGAGGUGAGGCAGAUGCAGGGAUACUCGAUUCCUACAGCCCGAAAAAGACCCCACCGGUCCCUCCUGUCAGGUCCCACAGCAAAGAGAGCCUGGCUUUGAGUAUGAGCAAGACCGUGGCAAUGACGGAGGCGAUGUUGGAGCCCCGCGGCGAUGCGGCGAAGCCUGCCAAGGAGCAGUGGGCAGCUGCAGGCGCGGAGCAGCUAACUGGAGGCAGGACUGCAGGAGGAGGGGGCCCAGAGGAGCCCGAGCGGAAGGGGAGGAAGAGUCAGGAGGAUGAGAAAGUGCUUAAAGUUGCCGACGCCAAGAAAACCUUCGAAAAGCCCAAGCCGACAGAGGGGAAGGCAGCAACGCCACCGCCCAGCGUUGCCAGAAAAGACACAAUGAGGCGAGUGGUACGACAGAGCAAAUUUCGGCACGUCUUUGGCCAAGCAGUGAAAAACGACCAGUGUUACGAUGACAUCCGCGUCUCCCGCGUGACUUGGGAUAGCUCCUUCUGCGCAGUAAACCCCCGAUUCGUUGCAAUCAUUGUAGAUGCCAGUGGCGGCGGAGCGUUCCUGGUGCUGCCUCUGCACAAGACAGGCAGAAUUGACAAGUCCUACCCGACAGUGUGUGGCCACACGGGACCGGUGUUGGACAUAGAUUGGUGUCCUCAUAAUGAUCAGGUCAUCGCCAGUGGCUCCGAGGACUGCACUGUCAUGGUGUGGCAGAUUCCCGAGAAUGGACUCACCCUGUCCCUGACAGAGCCGGUGGUAGUGUUAGAAGGCCAUUCCAAGAGAGUUGGCAUUGUGGCGUGGCAUCCGACGGCACGCAACGUGCUGCUCAGUGCAGGUUGUGAUAAUGCAAUCAUCAUCUGGAAUGUGGGCACAGGUGAAGCCCUCAUAAAUUUGGAUGACAUGCAUGUGGAUAUGAUUUACAACGUGAGCUGGAAUCGCAACGGCAGCCUCAUCUGUACAGCUUCCAAAGACAAAAAAGUUCGAGUUAUUGACCCCAGAAAGCAAGAAAUCAUUGCUGAGAAAGACAAAGCCCACGAGGGAGCCCGACCCAUGCGAGCCAUUUUCCUCGCUGAUGGAAACAUCUUCACAACUGGCUUCAGCCGCAUGAGCGAACGGCAGCUUGCCCUCUGGAAUCCCAAAAACAUGGAAGAGCCAAUAGCCCUUCAUGAGAUGGACACCAGCAACGGAGUUCUGCUGCCGUUCUAUGAUCCAGACACCAACAUAAUUUACCUGUGUGGCAAGGGUGACAGCAGCAUUCGCUACUUUGAGAUCACGGAUGAAUCCCCCUACGUUCACUACCUCAACACCUUCAGCAGCAAAGAGCCGCAGAGGGGCAUGGGGUUCAUGCCAAAGAGGGGCCUUGAUGUGAACAAGUGUGAGAUUGCCAGGUUCUUCAAGCUUCACGAGAGGAAAUGCGAGCCCAUCAUCAUGACGGUUCCUCGAAAGUCGGACCUCUUCCAGGAUGACCUGUACCCUGAUACGGCUGGCCCAGAAGCAGCUCUGGAAGCAGAGGAGUGGUUUGAGGGGAAGAAUGCUGAUCCCCUUCUCAUCUCCUUGAAGCACGGGUACAUUCCAGGCAAGAACAGGGAUCUGAAGGUGGUCAAGAAGAACAUACUGGACAACAAGCCUGCCGCAAACAAGAAAAGCGAUCUCAUAAAUGCUCCAAAGAAAGCAGCUGAUGCCUCAAACCCCCAAAACGAAGCCAAAUUGGAUGAGAUUUUGAAAGAGCUGAAAUCUAUAAAAGACAUGAUCACCAACCAAGACGAGCGCAUUUCCAAGCUGGAGCAGCAGAUGGCAAAGAUCGCGGACUGAGCGGGGCGAGCGCUGGCCCUGCCGCCAGCCCAGGCACAUUCCAGUUACCCAGUUCGGCAAGCAGCAACGUGCAGCAUUCCAGUACGAGCUUUCCUGUUCUCCUAAAUUCACGUCAACGAGAGCCGAUGAUUAAAAGCCAAGCUUUUUAGUGAAACAUUUUUUUUUUCCUGAUGUUUUAAUGAAUUUCUGUGACUGUGUCAAACAAGUCAAAAAGAAUAAGUGCUACUUUUACAGUCUUUUUUUUUUUUUUUCCAGAUGUUACGAAUUCUUGAAAACAAAUCCAUUCUGACUUUCAAUGUUGUGCCCAAAUAUCUUUUUCUAGAUGUAGGGACCAAUGCCACAUUUGUUCUUAACCAUUUUUUAAAGUUGCCAAAAAAACACAACAAAAAAAAAAAGUUGCUUUUUAUUUUUCUUAUUUGC